Messenger RNA from Aureobasidium subglaciale EXF-2481, 207 nucleotides. RefSeq lists its product as uncharacterized. The record is from RefSeq and is a predicted model, not a curated record. The coding region runs from base 1 to 207 and encodes 68 amino acids. NCBI's taxonomy places the organism in Eukaryota, Fungi, Ascomycota, Dothideomycetes, Dothideales, Saccotheciaceae. The transcript has 2 exons.
AUGCCUGCCGCUCAGAAGGCCGCAGUCGCCAUUGUGCAAGUCGUUGGGGUCUACGUGCCCAUGCUUGCUGGAAGCGUUAUCCUCGAACAGAAAGUCAUCAAGGAGAAGGUCGAAAUGGAGACCAAGUGGCUGAUUGAUCACAACAAGAAUGGCAAGCCCAAGCCUUUGGCCGCCAACGAAUUGCCUUCUGCCCCCAAGAGUGGUUGA